AAAAUUAAACAUUGAAGCCCGUAAUCACAUUUGGCAACAAUGCGUGGAUCUGGAAGAUGCAAGUGAAGCACGAUGAUGAACACCGAAUUAUAGUCAGAUUCAGAAUCAGAGUUCAACACAAGCUAAUUCAGUUUCUUUCAUUUCAUCCAUAGAUUCAGAGCGAGAGAUAAAGAGAGAAAAUGGUGAGGGAAGUUUCAGAAAGUUGCGUUGAUAGCUUAAUGACGGAGAUGGUUGCGUGCUAUUGCAAUCGAUUCUAUGCCAACAAACCUGAACUCGCUGCCCGUAGGAUCGAAGCCAUUGGUUAUCAGGUCGGUCAACAGCUCUCUGAAAGAUAUACGAUGGAGCGGCCUCGGUUUGGUGAUCAUUUGGAGGCAAUCAAGUUCAUUUGCAAGGAUUUUUGGUCUGAAGUAUUUAAGAAGCAGAUAGACAAUUUGAAAACUAAUCAUAGGGGCACCUUUGUAUUGCAAGAUAAUAAAUUUCCCUGGCUUGCACGGAUGUCGGUUGAUCCAUCUGCUGAUAAUGUUAGUUCAGUUGAGGAUUAUUCUGCACCUACAGCUGAAACUAAGGCAGCACAUGCAAUGAGCAUGCAUUUAUAUUUCCCGUGUGGGAUCAUUAGAGGAGCUCUUUCCAACUUGGGAAUUCCCUGUGCAGUUUCUGCAGACAUAUCAAGCCUUCCAGCAUGUUCAUUUGUGGUCCGCAUAAAAGCUUGAAAAGUUCGAUUGUAUUACUGUUGGGAAGCAUGAAUGUUGUUCAGAAUGAUCAUAUGAUGUCUGCAACUGUGGUCUUGUCUCAAAUUUGCUGGAGUGGGGAACGUUACUUUAUCAUAUCAUAUUUAAACUAUCAUAUACUAUUGACUUGAUUGUAUAGAAAGAGCUCCUGAUGAAGUGUUUCGAUAAACGAGGUCUUGGUUCUUUUAGAUACAGAUUCAUUGGAGAUUAUGUUAGCAUGGUGUUUCAGUCACAUACUAUGGUGAAUGGUAGAAAGACGAUGAGAAUUUCAGUCAUUGUAAUGUUGUUGUUAUUCCUCUUGUAUGGAAUGAAUAUGCUGCCAUUUAUUUGAAAACUUUUUGUUCCUUGAUCAUCAA
Molecule: messenger RNA, 1084 nt
Organism: Trifolium pratense (red clover)
Lineage: Eukaryota; Viridiplantae; Streptophyta; Magnoliopsida; Fabales; Fabaceae
Product: trafficking protein particle complex subunit 6B
Exons: 4
Coding region: 180-710 (176 amino acids)
Biological process (GO): endoplasmic reticulum to Golgi vesicle-mediated transport; regulation of GTPase activity
Cellular component (GO): TRAPP complex; cis-Golgi network; trans-Golgi network
Source: RefSeq, a predicted model, not a curated record